Zophobas morio is the source of this 2663-nucleotide messenger RNA. RefSeq names its product zinc finger protein 142-like. The coding region runs from base 899 to 2611 and encodes 570 amino acids. NCBI's taxonomy places the organism in Eukaryota, Metazoa, Arthropoda, Insecta, Coleoptera, Tenebrionidae. The transcript has 3 exons. Gene Ontology annotation, biological process: regulation of transcription by RNA polymerase II. Gene Ontology annotation, molecular function: RNA polymerase II transcription regulatory region sequence-specific DNA binding; DNA-binding transcription factor activity, RNA polymerase II-specific. The record is from RefSeq and is a predicted model, not a curated record.
UAAACAAUCACACAUCUUUCAAGCACAUGGACGAAAAAGACAUCAAAUGGCAUCAAUGUGAAAAGUGUCCGUACAAAACACGGCGUAAAAACAAUUUAAGAGCUCACAAUAUAUUUAUUCACAUGGAUCAGGAUGAAAUCAAGUGGCACAAAUGCCACCACUGUACCUACAAAACAAAAUUCGCCUACACUUUAAGAAAACACACGUACUACCAACAUUCUGGUGAUGAAAUCACGUGGUAUCAGUGUGAAAAGUGUGCUUAUAAAAGUAAAUAUAAAAGCGCGUUUAAAACCCACACGAGGAAUGUACAUGGUGGAUGUAAGCCACUCAUAUGCGAAAAGUGUUCGCGCUGGGCGAAGAAUAAGGAAAGCUUGAGGUUGCACAUGUAUAGGUGUCAUGAAGCUGUAAGAACGUACUCAUGUGAGCAAUGUUCAUUUCAAACACGUCACAAAAAUGAUUUAAAAAGGCAUGUUAUGUAUAGACACUUACGUGACAGUGAGGUGAAUUGGUAUCACUGCGACAAGUGCCCGUUUAAGACUAAAGCGAAAAGGUCGCUAAAUUCGCAUUUAAAAAGCAUACACUUUAGUGAUAAUGAUAUUAAAUUGAUCAAUAGGAUGAUGAUGUUAUGAAAUGAUAUUUUUAAUAAAGAAGAUAAUAAUGUAAUUUUGUUUAGGUUUAGGUGACAGAUGAAGUUCCUAAUCGACGAGUGUCGUCAUCGAAAUAGAAACAAUCUAACCCCAAAAAAAAUCAACAAAUUACCGUUUAUUUAAUAAAAUAAACCUGCUCAGUCUUAUUUAUCAAGCCAAACUGUGACAUGGAAAUAUAUUGUUGAGGUUAAAUUAGUAGAAAACAAAUUUGAACCCGCAAGAAGUUAAGCCCAUUAAUGACUAGGUAAACCAUGUCGUUGCUCGAGUAUUUCGAAAAAUCAGUAACUCAUGGUGAAUUUCCCUCCAAAAAAGACCAUAAUGGUAGUCUACCAAUCCACACAAGAAGUCACCUUUUCCCGUUCACCCCCUUCAACUGCGAACGAAACACCAUUGAGACAUAUUACUGCAAAGACUGCACCUUCCAGACCCAACUCACCGUUCUUUUUAAACAACACGUCAAGCUAUAUCAUGGAAUCAAAAAAGAAAAAGAUUUACUACCCCUAGAGUACACCAUUCAAAACCACGAGUGUGACAAGUGCAACUUUGAAACCCAUUUUUCCUUGAAGUGGCUCCAACACACCAUAGCAUGUUUCCAGAGUGGUGGUACCAACCAAGACACUGAAAAUGGUUUCACGUGGUAUAAAUGUGACCAGUGUGAGUUCACAUCCAAGUACAAACGUUCUGUAAAACUACACAACAUCUCAAAACACUUGAACGACGACGAAACAACUUGGUUCCACUGUACCCAGUGUCCAUAUAAAGCUAAACGCAAAAUGUCCUUGAAAAGUCACAUAAUCACUAAACACUUGGGCGACGAGGACGUGAAAUGGUACCAAUGCCAAUAUUGUCCCUACAAAAGUAAGUGUAGUUCGUAUUUACGAAACCACGUGAAAGUGCAUCAUUCGGACGAAUGGUUCGAGUGUGCACUGUGUCCAUACAAAACUAAAGUCAAAUUUCGACUAUCGCAUCACACGACGUCGUGCCACAUGGAUGCGGAAAAUAUUAAAUGGUACGAAUGCAACCAGUGCCCAUUUAAAACUAAACAAAAUCGCUACUUAACCAGUCACAUGUACAUGAAACAUCAACAGAGUAUUAAAUGGUACGAAUGCCAACAAUGCACAUACAAAGCCAAAAGUAAAUCACAUUUAAAAAACCACAUAAUGGCACAUCAUUUAGACGAAAAAGACAUCAAAUGGUACAGAUGUUUACAAUGUCCAUACAAAACCAAAUUCAAUUUUUCUUUGAAAGUCCACACAAACACGCGCCAUUUGGACGAAAAAGACGUGAAAUGGUACAAAUGCUUGCAAUGUCCAUACAAAACCAAGUACAACUCGUCGUUGAGAGACCACAUAAACACGCACCAUCUGGACGAAAAAGACGUGAAAUGGCACGAGUGUAAAGAGUGUCCAUAUAAAGGCAAACAGGCUUCAGCUUUAAGAAGACACAUAAGAGUGCGACAUUUGGACGAAAAAGAUAUUAAAUGGUCUGAAUGCAUAUAUUGUUCAUAUAGAGCUAAACACCUCAAUGAUUUAAAAAGACACAUAAAUGCGCACCAUUUGGACGAGAAGGACGUGAAAUGGUACGAAUGCAAGCAGUGUCCUUAUAAAGCUAAACAUUUUUCAACUUUGAAAAGCCACAUAAUAGUGCAUCAUUUAGAAGAGAAAGAUAUUAAAUGGUAUCAGUGCCAACAUUGUUCGUAUAGGAGUAAAUUAGCCGCUAAUUUGAAAAGACACAUUGGGGCGCAGCACUCGGAGCAGAAGGACGUGGAGUGGUAUGAAUGCAAACAGUGUACAUAUAAAGCUAAAAAUACUUCUACUUUGAGAAGUCACAUAAGGGUGCAUCAUUUAGAUGAAAAAGAUAUUAAGUGGUUUGAGUGCCAGUAUUGUGUGUAUAGAACUAGGCAAGCGUCUAAUUUAAAAAGACACACAAAUGCGAAACAUUUGGACAAAAUGGAUAUUAGUUGAUUCGUCUAAAUGGGAAUGAUAAUGUAUUUUUUAAUAAAGCAAUUAUACCCUG